This is a messenger RNA of Penicillium longicatenatum, 1647 nucleotides long. RefSeq lists its product as uncharacterized. The coding region runs from base 1 to 1647 and encodes 548 amino acids. The transcript has 5 exons. Gene Ontology annotation, biological process: transmembrane transport. Gene Ontology annotation, molecular function: transmembrane transporter activity. Lineage: Eukaryota; Fungi; Ascomycota; Eurotiomycetes; Eurotiales; Aspergillaceae. The record is from RefSeq and is a predicted model, not a curated record. Gene Ontology annotation, cellular component: membrane.
AUGGUUUCCCAUGACCAAACAGACCAAGAAAAAGGUCCCGAAAUCACACUGGCCGCUGACGAGCAGAUUAACUAUGCGCAACGACCAAAAUGCUUCAGUUCAACCCUCCAGGAAUGCCUGUUCGUCCUGACGGCCACCAUGGCCAUCGGCCAGCAAUCCUUUUUCCAAGGCUGCAUCGUCGGCGUGACUGCAUCAAUCGGAGCGGAUCUAGAGAUGAACUCGGCUGAAAUCACUUGGAUCAAUGCCGGCGCCUCUCUCAGCAGCGGUGCCUUUCUACUGACAUUCGGUAAACUAGCCGACAUGUUUGGCCGGAAAGUGCUUUUCAUCAUCGGCAUGGCUGGGUUUACCAUAUCUCUGUUGAUCGCCGGCUUCGCCACCAACGCUAUCUAUAUGGACGUUUUCUCCGGUAUCCUGGGUUUGUUCGCAGCCGCCGUGGUUCCCCCGGCAGUUGGUGCUCUAGGAGCCGUGUAUGAGAAGCCGUCGAAGCGUAAGAAUCGCGCGUUUGCGUGCUUCAGUGCCGGCAAUCCGCUUGGUUUUGUGGGUGGCAUGAUUAUUUCAGGUGUUGCGUCAAAUGAGUAUAACUGGCGUGCAUCAUUUUGGGCUCUUGCUGUUGUGUAUGCUAUCUUCACGGCGUUGACUGUGUGGACGGUUCCUCCUGAUGGGUUUGCGAGGACCCCUGUUAGCGUUGAGGCGUUUAAGAAGUUUGACCUUCUUGGUACGGCCUUGGUGGUCGUCGGGUUUGCAUUCUUCUCUAGCUCGCUUUCACUUGCUGGGGACGCACCAGAUGGCUGGAAAACAGGAUACGUUCUUGCUCUAUUCAUCGUCGGCUUUUUCCUGCUUGUCGCUUUCCUAUGGUGGCAAUCGAUUACAGCAAACCCCCUCAUGCCACUAUGGGUCUGGAAAGAUCGCAAUUUCGCCCUGCUCAUGGCAAUCUUUUGCCUCGGCUUCAUGGGCUUCUCUGCUGUCAGUUUCUACCUAUCGCUCUAUCUCCAAAAUGUCAAACACCUCACCGCACUGGAGAUUACUGCACGAUUGAUGCCAAUGGUAGUCAGUGGUGUUUCGGUGAAUGUCGUCUGUGGCCUAAUUCUACACCGCGUUAACAACAGCGUGUUAACCGGGAUCGGUGCAUUGGCAUAUACCGCUUCCUUCCUGAUUUUGAGCUUCAUGAAAGAGGAUGCCAUCUACUGGGAAUAUAUAUUCCCAGCUCUGAUCCUUGUGGUCGUUGGAGCUGAUAUUCAGUUCAACGUUACAAAUAUGUAUGUCAUGUCGUCACUUCCAUCUGACCAGCAAUCAAUUGCCGGUGGAAUCUUCAAUACAGUCAGCAAACUAUGCAACAAUUUAGGUCUUGGCAUCGCUACUUCUGUCGAAAGUGCGAUGGCUAAUCAGAUGACUGCUUCUACGCCUGCUAUCAGACCCUAUCUGACUGCCUAUUGGUUUGCUGCAGCAGCAGCUGGUACUUCCCUUUUCAUGGUGCCUUUCUUGACACUGGGGACUCAGGGGGGUGAUGCACCCACUGAGGCUGGGGACGAGAGUGUGGAAGAGCUGGCUGAGCAGAAGGCCAUUAUCGAUGCAAAUUCCGCGCCUGUGGCUCCUGGAACGGAGAUUAUUUCGGAGACUCCAGCUUUGGCAAUUGCAGAUAAGCGUUGA